AUGGACCGCAAGAAGAUCGAGCCCAUCGACACGCUCGCGCUCUCCGAGUCGCUCGGCGUGCAGACGUUCCGCCGCGGCCUGCGGCGGCCCUGGACCAAGGACGAGGACGCCCGGUUGCUCGCGCAGCUCCACACGCUCUACCCGCAGCUCCCGCCGGCCAAAGACAUCAACUGGGACGCGGUGGCGCGGCCGCUCGCGCCCACACGCAAGCCCAAGGACUGCCGCAAGCGGUGGCUGAGCCUGUUGGACCCGCGGCUCCGGCGCGGCAAGUGGCUGGCCGAGGAGGACCAGAAACUCGUGGAGCUGUAUGCGCGGCACGGAACGCAGUGGCAGCUUGUGCUGGCGGAGAUUCCUGGGCGGACCGAGCACCAGUGCUCGAAACGGUACUUGGAGGUGUUGGACCCGGCGCUGCGCGAACGGCUCCGGGCGUGGACGGAGGCGGAGGACUUGGAGCUAGUGGCGCAGGUGCGGGCGCACGGCACCAAAUGGCGCACGGUGGCGCGCGCGCUCGAGGGCCGGCCGCCGCUAACGUGUCGAAACCGGUGGCGGAAUUUGCUCACGGCGGUGGCGCGCGGGCGCGCGCUGGCGACGGUGGCCGCGCGCAUUCGGGCGGGCGACGGCCUUGCAGAAAAUGAGAACACGCUGAAGGAGAAUGGGAAGGAGAAUGGGAAUGGGAAUGAGAAUGGGAAUGAAAAUGAGAAUGAAAACGAGAAUGAAAACGAGAAUGAAAAUCAAAAUGAAAAUCAAAACGAGAAUCAAAACCAGAACCAAAACCAGAACCAAACCUCCUUUGGCCAGAACCAAAACCCUUUCGGCCAGAACUCUCUCGGCCACAAUCUUCUCAACCUGAACCAAAACCCUCUUGACAUCCAAAGCGGCCUCACGCCCCGGCCCGACUCCGCCCGUCCCGACUCCGACGACCGCUUCCCCUACGACUUCAAAGACGCCAAAGACGCCGUGCCCAAAGAACCCUACCCCAUUGGCUACCCGCGCUACAGCGCCACGCCAACCUACACCAACACGCCGUCGCACACGCCGUCGUUCGACGACUUUGCCGGCCUGAACGGCCCCACAUUUGCCCCGCUCGCCACACCCAUCCCGCCCAACUCGCACGUCGAGUGGCGCUACGAGCUUUCGCUGGGCGGCGCCGGCACCAUCGCGUCGCACGAGCUUGCCCAGUACCUCGUCCACUACGCCGCGGACCAUGGCGUGGCCAUCUCGGUCCACCAGCACGUGCACCACCGGCCCGCCCGCUUUGAGCCCGAGCUCACGCGCUUCCAGCACUUCAACUACUUGCCGCCGCUCACCGAGGUGCCCAAACUCACGCUGUCGGCGUCUUCGCCGGCCAGCUCGGGCAGCAGGGACCGGCGGGACGCCCGAAGAGGCGACAGACCCGAAGACCACGAGCGGAAAAGACUUCGGCACGACGACCUGCGCGAUCACAGACAGGGCGCCGAUCACAGACAGGGCGCCGAUCACAGACAGGGCGCCAUGGACGGCCGGCGCGACCACAAGGAGCGGCAGAACGGCUACUACCCCCGCCCCGAGAACACGCCCGACUUCCAGGAAAAGCCCUACGACGCUUACGAGAAAAACUAUGCCAGACCAUACGGGGCCGGGAUGGACAAGAACGACCGCUUCCGCUCCGACAUGGACAAGAACGACCGCUUCCGCUCCGACAUGGACAAGAACGACCGCUUCCGCUCCGACAUGGACAAGAACGACCGCUAUCGCCCCGACUUGGCCGACGACGCUGCGGCCAAAGAGUCGGAUCUUCUCCGUUUGCUCAACGAGGCCGACCGCCCUUCCAACCCGCUUACUCCGCUCACCAAAGCGGUGCAGAUGGUUGCGGCGGCCGAACAAAACUACCUCAAACGCUCGCCCGAGGACGAACAGGAAGACGAGGAGGGCCCGGAUUUUUUCGAAACCAUGCGCCACUUGAACGCUCCAAAGGCCGAGAGACCCGGUCCGCCGGUUUCCCAACACCACCCUUUGCAUUAUGGCGACCUCGACGAAGACUUGAUGGAGUACGGCGUGUACGCCUACCAGCGUGAACUGCCCGAGACUCCAUACGGCGGAAUUCCAUUCAAUCCGUCGUAG
This is a messenger RNA of Clavispora lusitaniae ATCC 42720, 2100 nucleotides long. RefSeq names its product Myb-related transcription factor BAS1 (gene BAS1). The record is from RefSeq and is a predicted model, not a curated record. Gene Ontology annotation, biological process: snRNA transcription by RNA polymerase III; snRNA transcription by RNA polymerase II. Lineage: Eukaryota; Fungi; Ascomycota; Pichiomycetes; Serinales; Metschnikowiaceae. Gene Ontology annotation, molecular function: RNA polymerase III type 3 promoter sequence-specific DNA binding; RNA polymerase II cis-regulatory region sequence-specific DNA binding. Gene Ontology annotation, cellular component: snRNA-activating protein complex.